AUUUGUGUGUGUCAGGUGUGUUGAUUCCCACCUGUGGUAACAACACUGGUGAAAGAAAAGACAGAGUUUCAGUGCAUACUGGAGGGGGAAAAUGGAUGUUAAACUGAUUUUGUUGUUCACUUUCUUUGUCGUCACUGCAGGUGCAGACGAGAAGACAGUAGGAGCCAGAAAGCCAAACUGUGGAGAUAUGGCGGAGAUUCUUGCAUGUCCACUCAACUUGGCACCUGUGUGUGGCACGGAUGGGCAAACCUACCCCAAUGAGUGUGGCCUCUGUGUGCAGAGACAGAUAUCCAAAGCAGACAUUUUCGUUUCCAAGGAAGGAGAGUGCUGAGAUCCUCAUUGAACCAGCCUUGAAAAACAAUGUCUUUUAUGUACAACAAUUACACAAAUUAAUAAAAGACAAGAAUGAGUGACAUGGAUAAUACUGUUAAAGUUCUAUGAGUUUAGUGUUCUAUUGGAUGGGGAUAUCUUGACGGAGAUUAGAUGUCUUGAUGGAGUCUUGACGGGUAGAUUAUCAAAAGUCUGGACUGUGGAUUUAAACACAAGGUUGCUGAAUGUUAGUGUUCACAUUCUUUCAGCAGUAUGGAAAUAUAUCAAUAAAGCAUUGUAAAAUGGAUGAAAUGUAAUGUGAAUUACAAACUGUAAAUACAUGGAUGUAAGUAACAUCUGGCAUUGUAGUAAAAAUAAUUCAGAUUUC
Molecule: messenger RNA, 697 nt
Organism: Engraulis encrasicolus (European anchovy)
Lineage: Eukaryota; Metazoa; Chordata; Actinopteri; Clupeiformes; Engraulidae
Gene: spink4
Product: serine peptidase inhibitor, Kazal type 4
Exons: 4
Coding region: 92-331 (79 amino acids)
Molecular function (GO): protein binding
Source: RefSeq, a predicted model, not a curated record